GGAAGAUAAGGUCGAGAUUUACACACUAAUCUCUCAAUAUUAGGCUGAUAAAAAGAAAUUUUUAUUUACUGCUUAUCAUGCAUAUGGUGUUUGGUGUAUUAUCAAAAGAUUAUUUCAAUAUUAUUGUGAAUCUGCUUCACGCAGCUUCAAGGUAUAAGUAAUCUUAAGUCUGACGAGUCAAACAAAACAUUAAAAAUGGCAGAGAAACAAGCUAGUGAAAAGCGGAAAAAGUCACAACCACAGCCGUUGUCUAGGCAAACAAAGAUCUUAACCACUGCAGCAAUUCUAUUCGGGAAUUUAGUAUAUGGACGCAGUUUUAAUACUGUCUCACCAGCCUUGGACAAUAUGAGAUCAAAAUAUGGAACGACAAUUGAAGCCAUUUCAGUAGUGUUCACUAUUAGCACAAUUAUGUACUGCUGUGGUGCGAUUUUGUGCGGCUUCAUUUCGCACUAUGUAAAUCGACAGCUGGUCGUUUUAUUUGCUAUAACUGCACUGGUCACCUCACUGUAUAUAAUGCCAUAUUGUCCCACCAUAACAAUGUUUUUCAUUUGUGGUGGAAUGGUAGGAUGUUCAGCGGGUCUGCAUGACUCGUCACAAAUGGUUUGGAUGAUUGAAAUAUGGCAACAUAAAGCUGGUCCCUUCAUUCAGGCUCAACAUCUUUCCUAUGCCAUCGGUACAGUUAUACCAACUGUAAUCGUUGCUCCAUUUCUGAACAAAAAUGACAACACAACGGAUUCAUCGGCCACCGAUGCAUCAACGAUGCACAUCCCAUUCUUAAUUAUCGGAACUUUAGGUUCCUUAGCGUUACUUACCCACUUUCUUCUCUUCACAUUCUACAGAUAUCAUACGCCACCCAUGUAUGCCAACGAGAAUUUCGAAUUGAUUGACGAUGCUAAAAAUGUUCCAUCCCCAACCGAAACAGAGUUAAGUUGUGGAAGCGUAUCGAUAAACCAACAACAGGAGAUUGUUACUGUGAUGGGAGUUAGCGUUAGAAAAAUUAAAUUAGUUGUUAUUACGGUAGUGUUUCUCGGUGCUUAUCAAUCGAUGGAGGUCUCUUCGAUGCAAUUUUUACCAAUUUUUGGUCAGUACAGCGACCUUAAAAUGACUGAAUCGGCCUCAUCGUACGUACUCACAGGAUUAAAUGGAAUGUUUGCUUUCGGAAGACUAAUCGGGACGAUAGUCAUUUUUAAAGUACGACCGGAACUCAUAAUUGCAUUGAAUAUCAUUCUUGUCAUAAUGGGCAACGUAAUUCUAUUGAUCUGGGCGAACGAUAGUCUGACUAUGUUCUGGUUAGGCAGCAUGAUUCUCGGAUUAGGCUUCUCGACAAUGUUUCCCAGUUUUUGUGCUUUCAUUGAGAAAUAUUUGGUCUUCACGACCUCGGUGGCGUCGAGUACUAUUGUCUUUGGCUCGUUCGUCUCGUCGAUAUAUCCUCUUAUUAUAGGUAAGUUCAUUGAACAUCAAGCUGUUGUUUUAACAUACACUAAUUUGUUGAGUAUAUCCGUCAGUAUCGUUGCCAUGAUUUUGGGAUAUAAAUUGACGCGAGAGAUUGUAACUCGUGAACGAUAAACGUGUGAUAAUAUUGCAGCUACAAGUAGUAAAUUUAGAUUUUAAUUGUGGAACCUUUUAGGAACGGCAAGUGCAUCUCACAUAAUGGUUAAGCUUAAUCCCACUUUAGUUCUUUUUUGAAAUGGAAGAUAUUUUAGUUUUAUAUUCGCCCAUUCUACAGACAGUAAGCAUAAAUAUGU
Bradysia coprophila is the source of this 1745-nucleotide messenger RNA. Its product is annotated as solute carrier family 60 member 1-like. NCBI's taxonomy places the organism in Eukaryota, Metazoa, Arthropoda, Insecta, Diptera, Sciaridae. Gene Ontology annotation, biological process: transmembrane transport. The record is from RefSeq and is a predicted model, not a curated record. Gene Ontology annotation, molecular function: D-glucose transmembrane transporter activity.